AUGUUGGUUAUUGCUUUGUUUGAUCAUGCAGCACACUUACUUGGGUUACCUUAUCCACCAGCGUAUUUGAGUCUGUCAGAGGCAACGAAAAGAAUUACAACCACUGGUAUCAACUAUGCCUCUGGUGCAUCAGGGAUUCUUCCCCAAACUGGAACCAGGGGAGACAUCUUAACUCUAGAUGAACAAAUCAACUACUUCAAAAGCACAGUGACAAAUGAUUUGCCUAGGAGUUACAGCACCCCAAAAAUCCUCUCGGAUACCUUGGCAAGGUCUAUCUUUGUUAUUUCCACAGGUGGUAAUGACUAUCUCAACAACUAUCUACAACCCCAUCAGUUCUCCAACAGUAGCCAAACUUAUACUCCUCGGAAAUUUGCUAAUCUCUUAUUAGACACUUUCGAACAACAAGUGACGACUAUAUACAAAUUAGGAGGGAGAAAAUUCGUAGUAUUUGGUAUCGGUCCAAUGGGAUGUUUACCAAUUGUGAUAUCGAGGGCUGAUCCAAAGCCGAAAACUCUAUGUGUAGAGGGUGUUAACAAUACGGUUAAUAUUUAUAACAAUGGACUUCUGGCUAUCUUAGAACGACUUGCUUCCCGAUUACAAGGCUCUACUUUUGUGCAAGCCGAUCUUUUUACACGAAUUCAUGCUAAGAUUCAAGAUCCUGUUAAAUUUGGAUAUGCGGAUGGGAGAACACCGUGCUGCAAAUUUGGUGCGUCGGGAAUGUGUAUACCUGGACAAAAACCAUGCAGUGAUAGAUAUAAUCGUCUAUUCUAUGAUGCAAUUCAUCCAGUUCAGCUAGUGAACUACCGAUUCGCGAGAGACUGUUUCUUCCGCAACUCAACAUUGUGCACCCCGAUCAACAUUCAACAAUUAGCACUGUAG
Molecule: messenger RNA, 879 nt
Organism: Papaver somniferum (opium poppy)
Lineage: Eukaryota; Viridiplantae; Streptophyta; Magnoliopsida; Ranunculales; Papaveraceae
Product: GDSL esterase/lipase 7-like
Exons: 4
Coding region: 1-879 (292 amino acids)
Molecular function (GO): hydrolase activity, acting on ester bonds
Source: RefSeq, a predicted model, not a curated record